UGUCUAUUCUUGGUGAGGUUUUGUCCCCUAUCUCUCUCUUCUGUUCAUACAUUUUUUUCUCUCUCUUUGUCUCCCAGAAAACAAAAGAGAGAAAAAAUCAUUUUCUGCUUGAAAAAGAAUAAUUUUCUUGUUGAAGAAUCGAUCAAUAGCGUGUGUUAGCUGCAAUGCUAACUUGGGAGAGCCAGGUUAGGCUUGCAAGCAACACCGCCUUGACGAAAAAGCUAGCCUUCAUCACAUUCCUCAUCAUUGUGUUAUGUCCAGCUAUAAUGGUCAUGUCUCAGGAGCACAAGGUUGUGCCAGGUUCAGACGCAGAUUCCCUCUUGAGAUUCAAAGACACUUUAGCGAAUGCUUCUGUCAUUAGCAGUUGGGAUCCUUCAACCGCGCCUUGUAAGCGAAAGUCAUCAAACUGGUUCGGUGUUCUCUGUUUUGCCGGACAUGUUUGGGGUCUACAACUUGAAGGAAUGGGUUUAACCGGGAAGCUAGACCUUGAACCAUUGACUCCUAUCAAGGACCUAAGAACCUUAAGCUUCAUGAACAACAAUUUCGACGGUGCAAUGCCAUCUGUCAAGAAACUCGUCUCGUUGAAGUCAUUGUACUUGUCUAACAACAGGUUUACAGGGGAGAUAUCCGCCGAUGCGUUUGAUGGUAUGCAUCAUUUGAAAAAGCUUUUGCUGGCGAACAACGCCUUUCGCGGAAAAGUACCUUCUUCUUUAGCUUCUUUACCAUUGCUUUUAGAGGUGAGGCUGAAUGGUAACCAGUUCCAAGGGGCGAUACCUGAUUUUAAGCAGAAAGAUCUUAAGUUAGCUAGCUUCGAGAACAAUGACCUCGAAGGACCUAUACCCGAAAGUCUACGGAACAUGGAUCCUGGCUCUUUUGCAGGGAACAAGGACUUGUGUGAUCCUCCACUAAGCUCAUGCUCAGGGGAUUCAUGGUUUUUUCUGGAUCCUCCUCCUAGUUCCACGGAGAAGAAGAACAAGAGCAGCUCUUUCUACACGAUUGCAAUCCUUUUGAUUGUCAUUGGUGUAAUACUAGUGAUCAUCUCCCUUGUGGUGUUGAUCAUCUCCCUUGUGGUUUGUGUCUUUCACACCAGAAAACAGAAGUGCUUGUCGGCUUAUCCAUCCGCGGGGCAAGACAGGACAUAUAAAUUCAGUUAUGAUCAACCCGCGGACACGGAGAGAGCCGCGGAGUCUGUUACUAGCUACACCACUAGGAGAGUAACAGUACAGGACCAGGACAAGCUCUUGUUUCUGCAAGAAGACAUUCAGAGAUUCGACCUUCAAGAUCUUCUGAGAGCUUCUGCUGAAGUUCUUGGGAGUGGAUGCUUUGGUGCUUCUUAUAAAGCCGGGAUAAGUAGCGGCAAGACGGUGGUCGUGAAGAGGUAUAAACAUAUGAACAACGUGGGAAGAGAUGAGUUUCAUGAGCAUAUAAGAAGGUUAGGGAAGCUGAGCCACCCGAAUCUGUUGCCUCUUGUGGCUUACUAUUACCGUAGAGAAGAGAAGCUUUUGAUCGCUGAGUUCAUGCCGAACCGUAGCUUGGCAAGCCAUCUUCACGCGAAUCAU
Brassica oleracea var. oleracea is the source of this 1559-nucleotide messenger RNA. RefSeq names its product pollen receptor-like kinase 4. Gene Ontology annotation, biological process: protein phosphorylation. The transcript is spliced from 4 exons. Lineage: Eukaryota; Viridiplantae; Streptophyta; Magnoliopsida; Brassicales; Brassicaceae. Gene Ontology annotation, molecular function: ATP binding; protein kinase activity; protein binding. The annotation marks the transcript as partial. The record is from RefSeq and is a predicted model, not a curated record.